Molecule: messenger RNA, 1146 nt
Organism: Acanthosepion pharaonis
Lineage: Eukaryota; Metazoa; Mollusca; Cephalopoda; Sepiida; Sepiidae
Source: the annotation of a GenBank genome assembly
AUGCACCUCGUCCACGAUUCCUAUUCCUCUCGGCUCAUCAUUCUACGCUUUCUUGCCUCUGAACGCACUUCCACACCCCUACCCUCACAGCUAACCCGACCACACACACACACACGUUUUCUUUCUACCUACCUACAAACUUACCUACCUUCAUUUUGUUGCGCCUCAGCCUUUUCCUGUAUUUUCCUCGACGGUCUUCUCCUCCCGCGAGUGGGCAGCGAAUUGGUGGCGGCGGCGGCAAACAAGCACGCUCAUACGAGCACGCACGCACCGGGGUGCGGAGGGAGGGCGGAUGAACAAGUGUUGACUCAUCAUACCUUGAUAUCAUCUGAAGCGGCUGCAGCAGAAUCGGUGAAAGUGACAACAGUCAAACUCAAAAGAUGCAUGCAUCCUUCUUCAGGUUCUUUUGCUUUUGCGACACGGACACCUACUCAGAUACUCUUUCACCCACACACCUCUGACGACUUACCUACGUGCCUUUUCUACUUCUGUUCUUCUAUCUCCAAAUCACACCCUCGAUUCCUGUAUCCCCUAUUCUUCUUCUCAUUUUCCUCUCGUUCUCUAUUCAUAUUCUCAUUGUUCCCUCUCUCUCUUCUCUCCUAUUCUACUUUUUAUUUUAUCUCUCUUUCUUCUCUCCUAUUCUCCUUCUCAUUUUUUCUCUCUCUUUUCUUCUAUUCUCCCUCUCAUUUUCCUCUACCUUUUCUCCCUCUCAUUUUCCUAUUCUUCUUCUCAUCUUUCUCUUUUCUUCUCUCCUAUUCUCCUUCUCUUCCUCUCUCUUUUUCUUGUCUUCCUCUCUCCUCCUCUUUCUUCUCUUCCUCUCUCUUUCUCCUCUCCUAUUCUUCUCCUAUUUCUACUUGCCUGUUCUCCCUCUCUUUUUAUCUCUCUUUUUCUUCUAUUCUCCCUCUCAUUUUCCUCUCCCUCUUAUUCUUGUUCUCAUUCUCUCUUUUUCUUUACUCAUCUCCAAUUUUUCUCUCAUCCCCUUUUUUCCUCUUCCUUUCUCUAAUUUUGUCUCUCUUUUUCAUCUCCUCUAUUAUACUCCCUCUCAUUGUUCUCUCUUACUUAUCUUUUAUUCUGUCUAAAAUCCCACUAAUCUCUUUUACACCUUCUCAUUGUUCUUACUCUCUUCACUCAUCUCUUAUUCUCUAA